ACCCCUCAUCCGUGAGGCGUGAACGCCGUUACUCGUGACGGCCGCUCGUCACUUGCCGGCUUACACAUUGCGAAGAAAAUGCCAUUCUUUUGAGCAGAAGAAGAGAGGCGAGAAAAAAAACUCUCCUUGCCCAGAAGAAGGAAAUGGUGGCGAUGGCGAUGGCGAUGGAGUAGAGUGUAGAUAGAGCCAUUUGAUUUCUAUCAUAGAGAAAUAGAUUAGAAGCUCUUCUUCCUCUUCGUCUCACGGAUCGUGGAUAGUGAGUGUCUCGAAAGUUGCGAGCUCGCGAUCCAUUCGGGCUCUUCGCCCAAUCCAUCCGCAAUGCAGCAGCGGCGAUCGUUUGAUCCCACGAGUCUCACUCCCUCUUCCUCUAUUUCUCCUCAGAGAGCGAUCUAAGCAUCCCACUCUCGCUCGCUCGCCAUUGAGAGAGAGAGAGAGAGCUCGCAAACAAACACCCACGAACUGGGCAGAGGAUGCGCGGGGAGAGCUUGAAGAUCAAAAUGUGGAGCUCCAGCGGCAGCGCCGCCACUGCCGCCGCCACUAAAUCCACCGCCGCCAAGGGCCGCCAGAUCCACAAGACGCUCAACAACAUCAAGAUGACGGUUCUCUGUGGAUUCGUCACCAUCCUGGUGCUGCGCGGGACGAUCGGCGCGGGCAGCUUUGGCACGCCGGCGCAAGAUCUUCACGACAUCCGCGAUACUGUCCACCGGCGGAAGGACGCCGGGCGCGUUUUGGCGGAGGCUAAGAGCUCGAGCAGCGCCAUAGCCGAGGAGGAGGCCGAGGUGGAGGCAGAGGUGGUGGACUCGGGCAUGCCGUAUAGCCUGGGGCCGAAGAUCUCCGACUGGGACGAACAGCGCGGCGAGUGGCUGCGCAAGAAUCCACACAUGCCCGCGGUGGUGAAUGGCAAGCCCAGGAUUUUGCUCGUCACUGGAUCGCAGCCCAAGCCCUGUGACAAUCCAGUUGGGGAUCACUACCUCCUCAAGGCCAUCAAAAACAAGGUGGACUAUUGCCGGCUCCACGGCAUCGAGAUCUUCUACAACAUGGCGCAUCUCGAUCACGAGAUGGCCGGCUACUGGGCCAAGCUCCCGCUCCUCCGCAAGCUCCUCCUCGCGCACCCGGAGGUGGAGUGGAUCUGGUGGAUGGACAGCGACGCGAUGUUCACGGACAUGGUCUUCGAGCUCCCCAUGGAGAAGUACGCGAACUACAACUUCGUCCUCCACGGCUGGGACGAGCUCGUCUACAACAAGAAGAAUUGGAUCGGCCUCAACACUGGCAGCUUCCUCAUCCGGAAUUGCCAGUGGACGCUCGACAUCCUCGACGAUUGGGCGCCAAUGGGGCCGAAGGGGAAGAUCCGCGACGAGGCCGGGAAGAUCCUCACGGCAUCGCUCGCCGGGAGGCCGGCAUUCGAGGCCGACGAUCAAUCCGCGCUCGUCUACCUCCUCAUGACCAAGCGCGAUCGCUGGGGCGAUCGCGUCUUCCUCGAGAGCUCCUACUACCUCCACGGCUACUGGGCGAUUCUGGUGGACAAGUACGAGGAGAUGAUCGAGAAGAACCACCCGGGGCUGGGCGACGAUCGGUGGCCAUUCGUGACGCAUUUCGUGGGAUGCAAGCCCUGCGGCCGCUAUGGCGAUUACCCGGUGGAGCGAUGCCUCAAGCAGAUGGAGCGGGCAUUCAACUUCGCGGACAACCAGAUCCUGGAGAUCUAUGGCUUCCGGCACCGCGCGCUAGGCAGCGCCAAGGUGAAGAGGACGCGCAACGAGACGGAUCGGCCGCUGGAUAGGCCGCUGGGGAUCAGCAAUAUCGUCGUUGGCGGGAAUUAGGGUUCUUGGGGUGUAGAAAUUUAGGGUUCUUGAGAGCUCUGUUUUGUGGCUUUUCUUUUCUUUCUUUUUUGUCUUUCUCUUGUUUGUGUAUAGAUCCCGCGCUUGCGCUUUCUCCAAGAACAAGCAAGUAAAUCCUAGAGAUUUCACUA
This is a messenger RNA of Selaginella moellendorffii, 1966 nucleotides long. RefSeq names its product xyloglucan 6-xylosyltransferase 2. Gene Ontology annotation, cellular component: membrane; trans-Golgi network; endosome. NCBI's taxonomy places the organism in Eukaryota, Viridiplantae, Streptophyta, Lycopodiopsida, Selaginellales, Selaginellaceae. Gene Ontology annotation, biological process: xyloglucan biosynthetic process. Gene Ontology annotation, molecular function: hexosyltransferase activity. Bases 471 to 1817 code for a protein of 448 amino acids. The record is from RefSeq and is a predicted model, not a curated record. The transcript has 2 exons.